CGGUAAUGAACCAGGAGACCUCAGAUGAAGAAUCGACUCUCUGAAGCAUCGGACUCUGAACGGAACGGAGUUGAUUCAGUUGUUGUUUGGAGUUUGUUUUGGCGGUUUGGAGACGCGAACAAUCGUCUACAGCAUUAGUAAUGGCGGUUCAGGUCUGUUGCCGUGGUAACCGCUGGGCUCUGCACAUGCUCAGUCGGAGUGUAUCUCACAGCAGUGUGUCCAGCAAGACUGUCAGCGAGCUUGAAGAGCAUACACACUCUCUCUCACACACACUGUUUUCCCGCUCUGCCAUCGGACCAUUCUUCCAGGAGAAACCACUGCUCACAAACCCCUUUACCCAAGAUUCACUGCUCAGAGCUUACCUGAAGAGACACCUACCUGUGCAGGAGGUGGAGCGAGACCUGUUGCGGUUUGGUGAGCGUAUUGUCAGUGAAAUUGACGUGUUGGGCCGUCAGUGUGAGCUGAAUCCGCCCCGUCUGCAACGGUAUGAUGCGUGGGGUCGCCGUGUGGACCACAUCAUCACCUGCGACGCCUGGACACACCUGAAACGCAUCUCUGCACAUGAGGGGCUGGUCGCCGCGGGAUACGAGAGGACAUAUGGAGAAUACAAUCGUGUGUAUCAGAUGAGUAAGAUGUACCUGUUCGCUCCGUCUGCUGGACUCUACACGUGUCCUCUGGCCAUGACUGAUGGAGCUGCUAAAGUCAUACAGUCUUCAGGUAUGCUGGUCAAAGAAGUGUUUGAGCGUUUGACGUCACGUGAUGAGAAGAAAUUCUGGACAUCAGGACAGUGGAUGACCGAGAGGAGAGGAGGAUCUGACGUCUCGAGUGGCACUGAGACGGUUGCCAGGCAACAGCAGGGCAGGUUCUUCAAGCUUUAUGGUUUUAAAUGGUUCACCUCGGCAACAGACGCUGAUAUGACCCUAACACUGGCCCGCAUCACAGACGCACAUGGACACGCUACACCGGGCAGCAGUGGUCUGUCUCUGUUCCUGGCAGAGGUCUGGGACUCUGACGGUUCCUCUAACGGUGUGGAAGUUCAGCGGCUGAAGGACAAACUGGGCACCAGACAGGUGCCAACUGCUGAACUGCUGCUCGAUGGCAUGAAAGCUCAGCUGAUCUCAGAGGAAGGAAGGGGCGUGGCCUCCAUUGCUAACAUGUUGACUAUAACUCGUGUUUAUAACACCGUGUGUGCUGUGGCUGCAAUGAGAAGGAUGUGUCAGUUGUGUCGGGAAUACUCCUGUAAACGCUCCGCGUUCGGCAAACUGCUGAAGGAUCAUCCACUGCACGUACAAACACUCAGCAGACUGGAGAUGGAGACUCGAGCUGCGUUUCUCCUGACGAUGGAAGUUUGUCGUCUUUUGGGUCGAGAGGAGAACAGAAGUGCUUCAGAGAGAGACACACACCUGCUGCGUCUGCUUACACCUGUGGCCAAACUCUACACGGGAAAACAGGCGGUGUGUGUGGUGUCGGAAGGGUUGGAGAGUUUCGGUGGUCAGGGUUACAUUGAAGACACCGGCCUGCCCUCCAUGCUGCGUGACGCUCAGGUGUUGAGUAUUUGGGAAGGCACUACAAACGUUUUAUCUUUAGAUGUUCUGCGCUCCAUUGCAAAGUCUUCUGGGUUAGUUCUCCAGGCAUUCUAUGCCGACGUCAAAGAGCGUUUGGUGUUGGCUGAAUCGUGUCCUGCUCUGCGUCAGGCGGUCUUGUCUCUCCGCUCAUCUCUCUCUGAUUUAAUGUCCUUCAGUCAGACGGUGACGUGUCGACCUGCAGGAUGUCUGGAGCUCGCCGCUAGAGAUCUGUCCUACAGCCUUGCUCGCAUUUACAUGGGUGCUCUGUUAGUGGAUCACGCCACCUGGGAGAAUGCCACACACACUGACAUCUACACAGCGCAGAGGUGGUGUGAUCAGGAUUUGUGUCCAGUCGUCACUCGGGAUGCCACAGGAUGUUAUGACCCCCAAACAGUCAUCAUGGACACAGAGCUGGUGUAUGACGGCCUGAAGCUGUGAACACACACACAGAUACAUACACACACACACACACACACACAAUAACUCACGCACACACACACACACAAUAUUUAUCAUCUGACAUUCAUCAAGUGUUUGAUCACAGUAGAUUUAAUGUGGAGAGUUAAUCGUAUGGAUGAAUAUAUUUUCAUGUUGAAUGAUCACAUUGUAAACACGAGAGUUCAUUUCAACCGUUAACCCUUACUGUCAUGAACAAUGAACCUUCUCCUGUAGAAACACAUGUUCAAAUGCAGAAAUAAAAAUGUCAGAAAUGUGUUUCAAAAUGGUUUAGGCCAGCUGAAGCUAAAAAUACAUCAGUUCUUGUGUACUGAAGAUGAUUUAAUUCCCUGUUAAAUAAAAGAUCAAAUUGUUACUGGCAAUCGGUCAAAGUGCCAAAAUCAGAA
This is a messenger RNA of Xyrauchen texanus (razorback sucker), 2407 nucleotides long. RefSeq names its product acyl-CoA dehydrogenase family member 11-like. Bases 141 to 2003 code for a protein of 620 amino acids. The record is from RefSeq and is a predicted model, not a curated record. NCBI's taxonomy places the organism in Eukaryota, Metazoa, Chordata, Actinopteri, Cypriniformes, Catostomidae. Gene Ontology annotation, molecular function: oxidoreductase activity, acting on the CH-CH group of donors. The transcript has 15 exons.